CAACCGCCAGCGAUUUGUACUGUAUCAUCAUCGAUCUACUUCACCCGACUAAUACUGCUAUUCCGAAUUGACUAUCAACCACCAAACCAAUUAAUCCACCCCCUUACCCUUCUUUCUUCGUGAUCUCAAAUCCAGAGACAAGGGCAAAGAAAAACCCAGUCAUGCCCACCAAACCCACCACUACCACCACGACGCCCCAAAAAGGCUCCCCUCAAACUAAACGCGUCCUUCCAGACGCUCAUCUGCGCGCACCUCGUGUAGUCACUGCUGCUGCGAACGCGAGGGUGGGAGCAGGAGGAGCAGGCGUAGGCGUGGCCGGUCGAGGCCCUCGCUCGCAACCCCUCCCCGUCCACGAUAUCCGGCAAACCAAGGAGUACAAAGCCGCGGCGAGGAAGUGGCUUUCGACGAUCGUGGCACUGCCCAUCCUCAUGUAUACUUCUUACAUCCUUUAUGAGCGGACGUUCGGGAAUCAGAAGCCGAAGCGGUUGGUCGGCGGGGAUGGCCGGGUGAAGCACGAUCAGGGGUUGUUGGUUGCGCAGAGCAGCAGCAGCAGCAGUGAGGUUGUUGAGGCGGAAAGGAGGCAUGAGUAGAUACCUUAGUCUUUGAAUAACUCCUGGUUUGCCGGGUGGGGUUUAGGGCGUUGAUUUUGUAUAUACUAUACAUUCUUUACGGUUCAUCUG
Molecule: messenger RNA, 680 nt
Organism: Aspergillus saccharolyticus JOP 1030-1
Lineage: Eukaryota; Fungi; Ascomycota; Eurotiomycetes; Eurotiales; Aspergillaceae
Exons: 3
Coding region: 162-590 (142 amino acids)
Source: RefSeq, a predicted model, not a curated record